Phoenix dactylifera (date palm) is the source of this 2670-nucleotide messenger RNA. RefSeq names its product protein KINESIN LIGHT CHAIN-RELATED 2-like. Gene Ontology annotation, molecular function: protein binding. NCBI's taxonomy places the organism in Eukaryota, Viridiplantae, Streptophyta, Magnoliopsida, Arecales, Arecaceae. The record is from RefSeq and is a predicted model, not a curated record.
AUUAGAAUGAAUAAUUAAUUUUCCAUUGCGUUGGUUGUGAAUUCCGAUUUUGCUCCCUUACGUUAUAUUUAUAUGCAAGAGAGCUCGGAAUUCUGCUCUCCGUCGUUUCUCUCUCUUUGGGAAUUCUACAGAGAGGGCGAAAAUCUCCGAAGCUUCCUCUAAUGGCGGGGUUUUAGGGUUUGAAUUCUUUAAUUGGUUUCUUCAACUUCUACUGCAAUGCCUGGAAUUCUACUGGAUGGAGUUGAUGCAAACGAGGCAUCCAAUGAGUUGAAUUCUUCACAAAUUAAAGAGAAUCUAUCUACACCAAAAUCUCCUCGUGGUUCUCCAAGCCCUAUGAGUGCUCCAAGCGAGGCCCUGGAGCUCCCUGUUGAGAGUUGUGUGGAGCCCUCGAUCGAGCAGUUGUAUGAUAAUGUUUGUGAGAUGGCAAGCUCCAGCGAUGGGUCCUUAUCUCGGCAGAGCUUUGGAUCUGAUGGUGAGGAAUCAAGGAUCGAUUCGGAGCUGCGCCAUCUUGUUGGUGGGGAGAUGGAAGCUAUUAGAGUAAUGGAAGAGGAGGAGGAUGUAGGUGUCGCUAAUGUGGUCACCGGAAUGGAAAAUGGGUCAGCUGACAGGAAACAUGAGAACCCAGUCAAGGCGCAAUCUUCCCUUAUGUCUUCUGAAUCAUCGAAAAGAUCUAAGAAGCCUUCUCGAUCACAAGUGGAGUCAGAUGCAUCCCUGAAAUCCAGUCCGAAGAACAAAGGCUGGUCCCCUGAGAAAGGUGAUAAAAGUGUAGCCAAGCCAAGCAGUAGAACUGGCCGCACUAAGAAACUGAAGAAUUAUUCACCAGGAGAGGCAAAGACACAAAAUGGAACUGAUAAUCCAUCUGAAGCAGGGUUGGAUAACCCAGAUCUCGGGCCUUUCCUUCUUAAACAUGCAAGGGAUUUGAUUGCUUCUGAUAACCCACGGAGAGCUCUGAAAUAUGCCCUUCGAGCAGCAAAAUCAUUUGAGAAAUGUGCUGCUGGGAAGCGCAGUUUGGACUUAGUAAUGAGUCUUCAUGUUAUUGCUGCAAUCUACUGCAAUUUAGGACGGUUUGUUGAGGCUGUACCUGUGCUUCAGCAUUCGAUUGAGAUACCUGUCCUUGAAGAAGGCCAGGACCAUGCCCUUGCCAAAUUCUCUGGUUAUAUGCAAUUGGGAGAUAUUUGUGCCAUGUUAGGUCAGCUUGAGAACUCAAUACAGUGCUACACAACCGGGUUGCAAAUCCAGAAGCAGGUCUUGGGCGAUAUGGACCCAAGAGUUGGUGAGACUUGUCGCUACAUAGCCGAAGCACAUGUACAGGCUCUGCAAUUUGAUGAAGCAGAGAAGUUGUGCCAGAUGGCCCUUGACAUCCAUAGGGAGAAUGGCGCACCGGCUUCUCUUGAAGAAACAGCAGACCGGAGGCUCAUGGGUCUCAUUUGUGAUACCAAGGGAGAGCAUGAAAAUGCUCUCGAGCAUCUCGUCUUAGCAAGCAUGGCUAUGGUGGCCAAUGGCCAGGAAACAGAUGUAGCUUCGGUGGAUUGCAGCAUUGGAGACAUCUAUCUCUCCUUGUGUCGAUAUGAUGAGGCUGUUUUUGCAUACCAAAAAGCACUCACUGUCUUCAAAUCGGCCAAAGGGGAGAAUCAUCCAACUGUAGCUUCUGUCUUCGUGCGUCUUGCUGAUUUGUACAACAAGACAGGGAAGCUCAGGGAAUCGAAGUCAUAUUGUGAAAAUGCCCUUCGAAUCUAUGGCAAGCCUAUUCCAGGGACCUCUGCUGAGGAAAUUGCUAGUGGCCUCACUGAUGUUUCUGCCAUAUAUGAAUCGAUGAACGAGCACGAGCAGGCACUGAAGUUACUUCAGAAAGCCUUAAAGAUGUAUAAUAACUCUGCUGGCCAACAAAGCACGAUUGCUGGAAUUGAAGCACAGAUGGGGGUGCUGUAUUAUAUCAUUGGGAACUAUGGGGAGUCUUAUGCUUCCUUUAAGAAUGCAAUCACCAAGCUUCGGGCAUGUGGGGAGAAGAAGUCUGCUUUCUUUGGCAUUGCUCUGAACCAGAUGGGGCUAGCAUGUGUGCAGCGGUAUGCAAUUAAUGAGGCCGCGGGGCUGUUUGAGGAAGCCAGAAGUAUUCUUGAACAGGAGUAUGGACCAUAUCAUCACGAUACACUUGGAGUAUGUAGUAAUCUUGCAGGAACCUAUGACGCGAUGGGAAGGUUGGAUGAGGCCAUCGAGAUCUUGGAAUAUGUUGUUGGGAUUAGGGAGGAGAAGCUGGGGACAGCCAACCCGGAUGUUGAUGAUGAGAAGAGGAGGUUGGCUGAGUUGUUAAAGGAAGCUGGGAGGGUCAGAAACAGGAAAGCCAGGUCACUGGAAACUCUCCUUGACACCAACCAGAAUAUUAAAAAGGAAGAUGCCAUUGCAGUAUGAUUGCCCAUUAUUGAUCCGUGCUGUAUUGAUUGCUUGCUUGUAGUUGGGGAAGCGUAAACGAGGCCAGAAGGGCUUAAUCUCACAAGCUUUUGUUUUAGAUUUAUUCUUAUAGAGAUUAUGCUGCUGGUUCUCAAUUGUUUAGAAAUCAUGAAAUUCCAUAGCCGGUUAACAUCAAUUAUGUUAAUGCCAAGAGGGAUUGUAAGUUGUAUAUUUGCCAAGUUACAAGUAGAAUACUAUUUUUCUUUCAUGGUAACUUGUAUCUAA